GCACGGGCCUCCACGUGGUUCCACCCCGUACUUAAGGGCCGCCCCGGGCUGCCGCUGCCUGCUGCCCCAGCGCUGCCCGUCCUCCCGGAGCCGCCGGAGCGCACGCGCUGCUGGGCUGCCGGGUGACAUGGGCGUCCCGGGCCAGUUCUGGGUUUUCUUGACUCUCCUCUCGCCAGGGGUCCUCGGAAUUUUUUGUGAUCCUCCUCCUUCUAUCAAAUAUGGCCGGAAGAGUAACCAUUAUGGACCCAUAAAUCUUAAAACUGUAAUAACGUAUACUUGCAACACUGGCUUCCGCCUCAUUGGAGAAAAAUUUAUUCAUUGUAUAAGUAAAGACCAAGAGAGUGCAGUCUGGGAUAAAGCUCCUCCUAGAUGUGAAUAUUACAAUAGAAAUACUUUUUGCUCUGAGCCAGAAGUACCAGGGGGAUACAGAAGUCGAGGAAGACCACCAUACAAACAUGGUGAUUCUGUGACAUUUACCUGUCAAACCAACUUCACCAUGAAAGGAAAUCAAUCUGUUUGGUGCCAAGCAAAUUCAACCUGGGGGCCAACACCAUUGCCAGUCUGUGAGAGUGAUUUCCCUCUGGAGUGUCCACAGCUUCCCCAGAUUUCCAAUGGAUAUCACACAGGGAAAAAUAUUGACCACUUUGCCCCAGGAUUCUCAGUGGCUUAUGGCUGUAAAGCCGGUUACUUGCUCCAAGGACAAAAGACGAUUAAGUGCUUAUCUUCAGGCAACUGGAAUGCUGCUUUUCCUGUGUGCAAAGAGGCAAGGUGUGAUCCUAUAGGACAAUUUCCCAAUGGGCAGGUUACUGCACCCCCAAGUCUUCAGGCUGGCGUAACUGUUAACUUUUCUUGUAAUGUAGGGUACAGAUUACAAGGCUACCCCUCUAGUCAGUGUGUGAUUGCCGAACAGAGAGCGACUUGGACCAAGAAGCCAGUAUGUGAAGCAAUUCUUUGCCCACCACCUUCUCCUAUUCUCAAUGGAAGAGUCAGCUCUUCAACCAAUGUUUCAUAUGGAAGCACCGUAACUUACACUUGUGACCCAGACCCAGAGGAAGGAGUGACCUUCAUCCUUAUUGGGAAGAAAACUAUCCAUUGCACCAUGGACAGUCAGAACAGGGGGAUCUGGAGUGGCCCUUCCCCACAAUGCAGACUUUCUACUCCUGCACGUCAGUGUCCUCAUCCCCAGAUCCUAAGAGGUCAAAUGUUAUCUGCACAGAAAGAUGAAUAUUCCUAUAAUGACACUGUGGCAUUUACUUGUGAGUCUGGCUUCACCUUGAAGGGCAGCAGGAGAAUCAGAUGCAGUGCCCAGGGCACAUGGGAGCCAUCAGUACCAGUCUGUGAGAAGGACUGUCAGGCCCCUCCUGAGAUCCUCAAUGGGCAAAAGGAAGAUCGACACAUGGUCCGGUUUGCCCCUGGCACAUCUAUAAACUACAGCUGUAACCCUGGCUACAAGCUAGUGGGAGAAGAAUCCAUCCAUUGUACCCCUGAAGGGAAGUGGACACACACUCUCCCUCAGUGCAAAGCGGCAGAAUGUAAACCAUUAGGACCUCAACUCUUUAGAAAACCUCAGGAUAGAUUUAUUAGACCAGCUGUUUAUUCUACUUGUGGUGAAGGGUACCGAUUAGGUGAGAACGCUUAUCAGCUGUGUCAAGGAACAGUUCCUUGGUAUAUGGAGCUCCGUCUCUGUGAAGAAAUCACCUGCCCACCACCCCCUGUUAUCUAUGAUGGGACACACACAGGAAGUUCCUCAGAAAAUGUCCCAUAUGGAACCACAGUCCUUUACACGUGUAACCCUGGGCCAGAGGAAGGAGUGCAGUUCAACCUCAUUGGGGAGCGCACCAUCCAUUGUACAAGCAAUGAUCAAGAGAAAGGCACCUGGAGUGGCCCUGCUCCUCUCUGUAAACUCUCCCUCCCUGAUGUCCAGUGCUCAGAUCCCCAUAUUGAAAAUGGGUACAAGAUAUCCAGGAAAGAAGCCCCAUAUUCCUACAAUGACAGUGUGACAUUUAAGUGUAAGCGUGGAUUUAUCUUGAAGGGCAGUGGUCAAAUUCGUUGCAAAGCUGAUAACACCUGGGAUCCUGAAGUUCCAGUUUGUGCAAAAGAAGGAUGUGAGCCUGCCGCAGAGCCUCCAGCUGGCUCCCACGUGGAACAUGUGGGCACAUCCUGUGGAGAGGGGUACCAGCUGAGUGGAUAUACUUAUAAGAAGUGUCAAGAUGCCAAGAAUGGGAUCUGGUUUCAAAAGAGUCCACACUGUGAAGCUAUUCACUGUCAGCCUCCACCACUGAUUGCCAAUGGGAGACCCACAGGCACGAUGGCAAAACAGUUUCUAUAUGGAAAUGAAGUCUCUUAUAAAUGUGACCCAGGAUUCUAUCUUUCGGGAGAGAAAAGUUUAAAGUGCAGAAGUAAUUCUGAAGGACGUGGAUCUUGGAGCGGGCCUCCCCCACAGUGCCUGCAAUCACCUCCUGUGACUCACUGCCCUGAUCCAGAAAUCAAACAUGGAUACCCACUCAACAAAACUCAUUCUGCAUAUUCUCACAAUGACAUAGUGUAUGUUGCUUGCAAUCCUGGCUUCAUCAUGAAAGGCAACCACUUGAUAAGGUGCCAUACAGAUAACACAUGGGUACCAAGCAUACCGACCUGUAUCCGAAAGGCUUUUGUAGAGUGUCCGCCUCCACAUGCCAUCUUCAAUGGGAACCAUACUGGUGGAAACGUAGCUCAGUUUUCCCCUGGAAUGUCAGUGCUGUACACCUGUGACCCAGGCUAUGUGCUGGUGGGGGAGCCCCUCCUGCUGUGCACACAUGAGGGGGUCUGGAGCCCAGAGGCCCCCUACUGUAAAGAGGUAAACUGCAGCUUCCCUGAGAACACAAAUGGGAUCCAGAGGGGGCUGGAGGCUGAGAAGAUGUACCAGUACGGCUCCAUUGUAACCAUGGAGUGUGAAGAUGGGUACAUGCUGGAGGGCAGUCCACAGAGCCAGUGCCAGGGCGACCAGCAGUGGGACCCUCCUCUGGCCAUCUGCAGAUCCCGUUCAUCUGAUCCCUUUCUUUAUGGUAUUUUUCUAGGCCCAGGACUUCUUCUCUUGUUGGUUAUUGCCACCUUAUGCAUGAUAUCAAAACUCAGAGCACGUCAUUAUUACACAAAUUCAAAGCCUAAAGAAGAUCUUCAUUUAGAAACACGAGAAGUAUACUCUGUUGAUCCAUACAACCCAGCGAGCUGAUCUGAAAACAAACUGAAGAUCUAUUUCAGUGGGCCAUCUGGCUUGGAAACCAAUUGAACAUUGCCUGGCAAGAAGCCGCUUUAAAACCAGCAAGUCUCUUUGUGCGGUCUCAAGAUCAGUGUGAUUUUUACAAGCUAGAAUUUCCUGUGCGCACUUAUUCUCAUGCAGAACAAAGCAGGUUUGCCUGACGGUAAAGGCGGGAGCCCAAUUUCACACCUGUGCUCAUCAAGGACGCUCUGAAGCCUCACUUGUCAUCAGCCUGAAGUCAGGCUGUGGCUAUAAACAAAUGCUUGGCUUGAAAAGUGUCACCUUCUCUAGGAAGGCACUAGAAGUGCUGUCCUUGGAGCUGGAUCCAUCUUCAUUUGCAAACAGCAUACUGAUCACUGCCAUAUGCUUUGGGUUGCAAUGUAGCUUUAAUUAUUCAAACCAAAUUUGAAAUACAUCCUCUGGUUGUGAUGGGCACCUUUAUUGGGAAGGCUGGCUUUGCCUUAGUGGUAGCAUCCCACCUUUGAUAUGGUUAAAUAUUUCAUUUUUAUCCCCAGUGGGCUGGGAUUUUCCCUCACAAUACUGUGUGUUCUUUGCCUUCCCAUAACCAAUAAUUCCAAUUUGCACAAAGUUUUGAUGUUUUAAGAGUCAGGUUUUAAUUCUAAAAAUCUGAUGUACAAGUCAAGCUUUGGAUAUUUCAUUAACAGUCUUUACAUAAGCUUCUGUUAGUAAUGUAUACAUUACCAUUCAAAUAAACUGUGUUUUUAAAAAAA
Molecule: messenger RNA, 3969 nt
Organism: Chinchilla lanigera (long-tailed chinchilla)
Lineage: Eukaryota; Metazoa; Chordata; Mammalia; Rodentia; Chinchillidae
Gene: Cr2
Product: complement component (3d/Epstein Barr virus) receptor 2
Exons: 19
Coding region: 128-3211 (1027 amino acids)
Source: RefSeq, a predicted model, not a curated record